CGAGCAAAGCUGCGCUGCCUCACAUGGACCCGAGACUUUAACAUCACAUCAAGACUCUCUCAACAGUUCCCUUUUGGAAAGACAAAAGAGAAGUUUGAUCAGGUGGAGCAACACGCCAAAUAUCUCUUCGAAAGGACCUUGCGUAUGUGUUUUAGGUGAAGCUGUAAGAGAGCGGCUGGUUUCUUUGCAAAAGACUUCUUAAGAGGAAUAAUGAGGAACAUUUGGAUAAUCCUGACACUUUCAGCAGCUGUAUGCUUGUCCAGCGACAAGGUACUGGUCUCUGGUCAGUCCCCUGCCUCAACUGAUGACAUCUAUUUGGAUGACCAGCAGUCUGGUGACUACCCUUUAGAUGAUGAUGACUUCACUUCUGGUUCAGGAUCAGGUUCAAGUGACACAGGUGAUGAUGAAGACACUUCCACGGUAAUUGUGCGGUACCCAGAAUUCAAAGAAGGGUCUACUCAGCAGCCUGUCUACAGCAGCAGCCCCAGCUCAGAGUCCUCCAUUUCCAAAGAGAUGGACAAAAUCAGCAUAGACCCAUUCAUUGAUUCAGAGCCAGAACCAGAGAUCUCUGGCUAUCAGACAGAAAAGCCCCAGGUCACUGUUGAAGCCACCAGCUCACCGAGUGUUGUACAAGAUGCUGACCCGCUUCAUGAGGUUCGCACAGAAAAUCUCUUCCAAAGGACAGAAGUGCUGGCAGCGGUUAUAGCCGGCGGAGUGAUUGGCUUCCUGUUUGCCAUCUUCCUCAUCCUCCUUCUGGUGUACCGUAUGAGAAAGAAGGACGAGGGGAGCUACGACCUUGGAGAGCGCAAGCAUCCCAACUCAGCCUAUCAGAAGGCUCCGAGUAAAGAGUUCUACGCCACAACCCCC
Molecule: messenger RNA, 867 nt
Organism: Sinocyclocheilus grahami
Lineage: Eukaryota; Metazoa; Chordata; Actinopteri; Cypriniformes; Cyprinidae
Product: syndecan-2-A-like
Exons: 5
Biological process (GO): cell migration
Cellular component (GO): cell surface; membrane
Source: RefSeq, a predicted model, not a curated record